UAAAAAAUAUAUAUUAUUAGGGCUCCUAAGAAAUUUGUGCUAACAGUUGAUCAGAUUUUGAUGCUGUGAAGAUGUAAAUUAAGAAGAUAUGCAGAUUUUCCUUUCAGUUUAAAUUUACUACAAUUGUCACUUGAAUUCAUAAUUUCAUACCACACCUCUGUCUCUCUGCUAAUUUGGUUUCUUGAUCACUAUUGUUCUUCAUUUUGUCUGUUAAUGAUGGAUUUGAGGUCUCGAAAACCAUCUGAAAAGAAGACGCUUAAGCCUAAACUGGAAGAAAAUACGGCUCCGUCAAAAGUCAAUCGACGGAGGUGGAGGAUGGCUUUCCGGGCAAUAUAUUUCACCCGGGUUCUUGCUUCACUGCCCCGGAAAGUUCUUGAGAACAAAUCCUUGCUGCGCUCCGUUUCUUACCAUGCAAUUGAUGUCCCCAAGGAAAACCAGGGAAAUGAUAAUGGCAAUAACCCUUUUCCUGACGUUGACAAGGAGAGGCUUUCGGAGAUGGUGAAAGAGAAGAUUCUUCAAUCUCUUGCCGACUUCGGAGGAAUAAAACAGAUUGCUACAAUGCUGGAAAGUCAUCCGGAAAGUGGUAUUAGCGGCAGUGAGGCUGAUAUUGCAAAAAGAAGAAACGUUUUUGGAGAAAACCGGUACAAGAAACCUCCCCUGAAAGGAUUUCUGAGCUUUGUCCUGGAAACGUUUAAAGAUACAACUAUUAUCAUUCUUCUGGUUUGUGCUGCACUCUCCCUGGUGUUCGGCAUAAAAGAGAACGGCUGGAAAGAAGGGUGGUACGACGGCGGUAGCAUUAUUGUUGCUGUGAUUUUGGUUGUUGCUGUCUCUGCAGUAAGUAAUUUCAAACAGAGUAGACAGUUUGAGGAGCUUUCGGACGAGAAUAAAAAUAUUCAAGUGGAGGUGGUGCGGGAUGGAAGGCGCCAGCCCAUAUCAAUCUUUGAUAUACUCGUUGGUGAUGUUGUGCCAUUGAAGAUUGGUAAUCAAAUUCCGGCGGAUGGGUUGUUCCUGGAAGGCCAUUCCUUGAAGGUGGAUGAGUCAAGCAUGACUGGAGAAAGUGAUCAUGUUGAGGUCAAUGAAGAGAAUCCAUUCUUGCUCUCUGGUACUAAAGUCACUGAUGGCUUUGGCUACAUGCUUGUUACUUCUGUUGGAAUGAACACAGCGUGGGGAGAGAUGAUGAGCACUAUAAGGCAUGAAGUGAAUGAGCCGACUCCAUUGCAAUCUCGUCUCAACGUGCUGAGCUCAAUCAUUGGGAAGGUUGGAUUGACAGUGGCAAUAACAGUUCUCUCUGUCAUGCUAAUUCGUUAUUUUACGGGAAGUACGGAAGACGAAAACGGAAACAAAGAGUUCCAGGGGAGCAAGACGAAAUUUGAUGAUGUGAUGAAGUCGGUGAUUGAUAUAAUUGCAGCCGCAGUCACAAUUUUGGUUGUGGCAAUUCCUGAAGGUUUACCUCUGGCUGUUACUCUAACUCUGGCUUUCUCUAUGAAGCGAAUGAUGAAGGAUCAUGCAAUGGUUCGGAGGCUCUCUGCUUGUGAGACAAUGGGAUCAGCCACAAUAAUUUGUACAGAUAAAACAGGCACUCUUACUUUAAACCAGAUGAAAGUUACAGAAUUCUGGCUUGGAAAAGAGAAGGUAUAUGCUUCUUCCUCAGAAAAUGUUCCUUCCUCGGAAGAGGUGAAGCAUAAAUUCCGUGAAUUGCUGCAAGAAGCAAUCGGAUUAAACACGACUGGUAGCGUAUAUAAACGGGAUCCUUCAGCUGCAGCUGAGAUUAGUGGUAAUCCGACUGAGAAAGCAAUUCUUUCUUGGGCUGUCAGUGAUUGGGCAAUGGAUGUUAAUGAACCGAAGCAUAGUUGUGAAAAGAUCCAAAUAGAGUCCUUCAAUUCACAGAAAAAGAGAAGUGGAGUUUUGGUGAAGAGGAUCAAGGAUGAGGGUGUUCACAUGCACUGGAUGGGAGCUGCAGAGAUAAUAUUAGCUAUGUGCUCCCAUUAUUAUCUGAAAGAUGGAAAAGAGGAAGCCAUUGAUGAUGAAAAAAGAAAGGAAAUUGCAACAAUUAUUGAGGGAAUGGCAGCCCAGACGUUGAGAUGCAUUGCCAUGGCACACAGAAAAGUUGAAGAAAAUGAGAGAAUUGAACCGAAGCUUGAAGAAACUGGACUGAUCUUCUUGGGGAUUUUCGGUCUGAAGGAUCCGUGUCGCCCUGGUGUAAGCGAAGCUGUAAAAUGUUGUAAAAGUGCAGGGGUGAAAAUCAUGAUGGUAACCGGAGACAACCUGCACACAGCAAGAGCUAUAGCUAUUGAAUGCGGAAUCCUGGAAUCGAAUUUCAAUGAUGAAGCUAUAGUUGAAGGUGUGAACUUCAGAAAUUACUCCUCUGAAGAAAGAAAGGAAAAGACUGAACAAAUUAAAGUAAUGGCAAGAUCUUCCCCAUUAGACAAGUUGUUGAUGGUUCAAACUUUGAAGCAAAAAGGCGAAGUUGUGGCAGUAACUGGUGAUGGCGCAAAUGAUGCCCCUGCUUUAAAGGAAGCAGAUAUAGGACUUUCCAUGGGAAUUCAAGGGACGGAAGUAGCAAAGGAGAGCUCAGAUAUCAUCAUCAUGGAUGACAACUUCGCCACUGUAGUUACAGUUUUGCGGUGGGGAAGAUGUGUCUUCAACAACAUUCAAAAAUUCCUUCAAUUUCAGCUCACUGUGAAUGUUGCAGCUCUCACGGUCAACUUUGUCGCCGCUGUUUCGUCAGGUAAAGUUCCCCUCUCUGCCGUUCAGUUGCUAUGGGUGAACCUGAUAAUGGAUUCCUUGGGCGCAUUAGCAUUGGCCACUGAGCCACCCACAAAUGAUCUCAUGAGAAAUUCCCCUAUUGGCCGUUCCAAGCUUCUCAUAAUAACACCAGUCAUGUGGAGGAACCUCAUUUUUCAGGCCAUUUAUCAGGUGGCUGUCUUACUGAUUCUUCAGUUCAGGGGAAAACACAUCUUUAACACAAAUGAAAGAGUCAAUGACACCAUGAUUUUCAACACUUUUGUCCUCUGUCAAGUCUUCAAUGAGUUCAAUUCCAGGAACCUCGAGAAGAAGAACAUAUUUAGGGGAAUAUGGAUGAACAAGUUGUUUCUAGCAAUUAUUGCAAUCACCAUAGUUCUUCAACUGAUCAUGGUUGAGCUUCUGAAGAAUUUUGCCAGUACUGAGAGACUAAAUUGGGGGCAAUGGGGCAUUUGUGUUGGGACUGCAGCUGUUUCCUGGCCAAUUGCUUUUAUGGUCAAGUUGAUUCCAGUGAGAAGUUGUAUUUCUGGGUCCUCAAGGGAGAAUUCAUUUCACCAUUAAUAAACUUUGUCUAAUAUGCAACAUAAAUAAAUAUUUAACUCAUAUGAUUUAAUUACGAGUUUAAUCUUAAAAUAUUAUCAAACAGAUUUGAAAUUUUUACUAUUUGGUUUUCCACUUUUUUGUAAUUUAAAUUAUGGUGUGAUUUUUCUACUUGAGCAAUUUGUGUGUGUAAUGUUUUUAUUUUUAUUUUUUUUGUUACGUUGUGUGUGUAAUGUUACUAGUGGUAAUUCGUUUAUGAAUAAAAUCUUUUUUGCUAUA
Molecule: messenger RNA, 3561 nt
Organism: Mangifera indica (mango)
Lineage: Eukaryota; Viridiplantae; Streptophyta; Magnoliopsida; Sapindales; Anacardiaceae
Product: calcium-transporting ATPase 12, plasma membrane-type-like
Exons: 1
Coding region: 214-3303 (1029 amino acids)
Biological process (GO): calcium ion transmembrane transport
Cellular component (GO): intracellular membrane-bounded organelle; membrane
Molecular function (GO): ATP hydrolysis activity; P-type calcium transporter activity; ATP binding
Source: RefSeq, a predicted model, not a curated record